This is a messenger RNA of Adineta steineri, 261 nucleotides long. NCBI's taxonomy places the organism in Eukaryota, Metazoa, Rotifera, Eurotatoria, Adinetida, Adinetidae. The record is from the annotation of a GenBank genome assembly.
AUGACUUUACAACAUGGUUUGCAACAGCACACCGUUUUACGAACACAACAGCAUGGACCACAGCAACAAUCACAGCAAGGGUCGCAGCAAGAGCAACAACAAGGAUCACAGCAAGAACAACAACAAGGAUCACAACAGCAUGGGUCACAACAUGAACCACAACCGCAGCCGCAGCCACAGCCACAACCACAACCACAACCACAACCACAACCACAACAUGAUGAACGACAACAGCCUGGCAUAUUAAUAGUAAUAAUGUAG